AUGUCAGAUAGCGUGAGCUAUUUCUGGAGAAGCCCUCUGGGUGGCACUGCUGCCCAGGUCCGGGGCAGCGCUCCUGGUCCACCGAAGGAGGGACGACAGCUCCUCGGCUGCUCGCAGACAGAAUUUCGGCACCGCGCACUGACCACAGAUCCUCGUGUUCGCAAGUUUCACAACAUGAAAAGCCUUUCGUUCAUUUUACAGAACGAACUGCCCGCCCCCCCCCUCAUCCCGUCGCUGCGCCAGGUGGUUUUCCAGGGCGACCGGCUGCCCUUCCAGUGCACCGCCACCUACCUGGACAACAGCACCCAGAUCCGAUGGUACCACAACCGCGAGCCAGUGGAGGAGGACGAGCGGACGGGCGUCAUCGUGGAGGAGAGCCUCAUCCAUGACUGCACCUUCAUCACCAGGUCAGGGAUGCCCAUCAAUGCCUCCAACGCCCUGACCCUGGCUCACCAGCUCCGCGUCUACACGGCCGAGGCGGCCAACUUCUCAGACAUGGUUGACGUCCUCUACGUGGCCCAGAUGAUAGAGAAGUUUAUUGGCUACGUGGACCAGAUCAAGCAGCUGACGGACGUGAUCGUGGAGAUGGCCAGCAACAUCAUGCUGGUGGAUGACCACAUCCUGUGGAUGUCGCAGAAGGAGGAGAAGGCUUGCACCAGCAUCGUCCGCUCCCUGGAGAAGAUCGCCGCCCACACGCUCAGCAGCAACUCCCAGCACAUGGCGGUGAACAGCAUCGCCCUGGCCUCCAUCCAGCUGCCGCCCAGCCUCUGCCCCAGCCCCGUCCCGGCCGCGCCGCUGGCCGACUGCAAGCUCCAGCUGCUGGUCUUCCGCAACGGCAAGCUCUUCUGCAGCACGGGCAACUCCUCCCGCCUGGCUGACGACGGCAAGCGCCGCAGCGUGGCCACGCCGGUCAUCUACGCUGGGACCUAUGGCUGCGGAGUGGGAAACCUGUCGGAGCCGGUGGCCGUGUCGCUGCGGCACCCUGGGGAGGGCGCAGACCCGGUGGCCGCGUACUGGAACUUCGAGGUGCUGGGAGGUAUGGGGGGCUGGAGUGCCGAGGGCUGCCAGUUGGCCGCCCAGGAGCCCAAUGUCACCUCCCUGCACUGCCGGCACCUCAGCAACGUGGCUGUGCCCAUGGAGCUGAGUGGUUUCCCCAGCGAGGCACGAGGCGCCGUGGAGGUGCUGCACCCGGCCAUGUACACCUGCACGGCCGUGCUGCUGCUCUGCCUCUUCACCACCAUCAUCACCUACAUCGUCAACCACGGUACCAUUCUCAUCCCGCGGAAGGGCUGGCACAUGCUGCUUAACCUCUGCUUCCACAUCGCCAUGACGGCCGCUGUCUUCGCGGGAGGCAUCACCCUCACCGGCUACCUGAUCGUCCAAGCGGUCGGCAUCAUCUUGCACUACUCCUCCCUCUCCACCCUGCUGUGGAUGGCGGUGAAAGCCAGAGUGCUCUACAAGGAGGCGACCUGGAAGGCGCCGCGGCAGCCAGACGGGGACGCGUCCCAGCCGGCCCCCAGACCCAUGCUACGGUUCUAUCUGAUCGCCGGCGGGAUCCCCCUCAUCAUCUGUGGGAUCACGGCAGCCGUCAACAUCCACAACUACCAUGACAACAACCCCUACUGCUGGCUGGUGUGGCGGCCCAGCCUGGGGGCUUUCUACGUCCCCGUGGCUUUCAUCUUGCUUGUCACCUGGAUUUACUUCCUCUGCGCUGGGCUCAGCCUCCAGUGCCGACCGGCACACCAGAAAGAUGUCCCUGAGCCGCUGGAGCCACCGCCACGGCUGGGGGGUGCCAGCGACCUCCUGACGGACUCUGGGUCCAUCUCGGUCACGCUGAACUCAGGGCCGCCCUGCCCCGAGGCGGACGGAGUCUACUCUCUGCAGGUGCAAUUCUGGGCGCUGGUGACCACCCACACCUUGUACAUCGCCCUGUGGACAUUCGGUGCCAUGGCCGUCUCCCAGCGCCGGUACCUGAACAUCAUCUUCACCUGCCUCUAUGGCAUCACCGCCGUGGCGCUGGGACUCUUCAUCUUCAUCCACCACUGCGUCCGGCGCCAGGACGUCCUCAACUCCUGGUUCUCCUGCUGCCCCUCCUACAGGAACGCACUGCCCAUGCAGGCGUACGUCCACCCCGGGCUGGCACCGGAGGACGGCUCGCAGGUCUUCAUCGGCUGUGACCCGGAGGUGGCUCGCUCUGGUGCCUCCUCCUCCUCCUCGCCCAGCAGCGCCGGCUCGGCGGGGGGCCGCCGCAAGCUCACCAAUCUGCCGGGAGCCCCCAGCCAGGGGGUGAAGCAUGAGAAGGUGAAACCGUCCCCGGAAAAGCCGGAGCAGCGCUACGGAAAACCAGCGCCAGCGAAGGUGCUGGAGACCCUCCCCUGGGCGUCACCCCCGUCGUAA
Molecule: messenger RNA, 2397 nt
Organism: Pygoscelis adeliae (Adelie penguin)
Lineage: Eukaryota; Metazoa; Chordata; Aves; Sphenisciformes; Spheniscidae
Gene: ADGRA2
Product: G protein-coupled receptor 124
Exons: 13
Coding region: 1-2397 (798 amino acids)
Biological process (GO): central nervous system development; G protein-coupled receptor signaling pathway; cell surface receptor signaling pathway
Cellular component (GO): Wnt signalosome; plasma membrane
Molecular function (GO): G protein-coupled receptor activity
Source: RefSeq, a predicted model, not a curated record